Messenger RNA from Closterium sp. NIES-67, 519 nucleotides. The record is from the annotation of a GenBank genome assembly. Lineage: Eukaryota; Viridiplantae; Streptophyta; Zygnematophyceae; Desmidiales; Closteriaceae.
UUCCCAGGGCCAAGCAGCAGCUGCAGUGGAGCGAUCUGCUGCAGGUGAUGGUGGUGCCGGGCGACAACGCGGAGGGGUUCAUCGAUGGGCGCAUGGACGACUACGAGGUGGCGGACCUCCUCAAGGCGGACUGCAAGCUCUGCCGCUUCACGCGCGCACAGGCCGUGGACGAGGAAAUGUCCAUCGCCAUGAACAUGAUGGGCAGCGCCACUGGCGGAGGCCUGCCCGCUGCUCCCCGGAAAUACCUCGCGCAGAGCUUCUAAGCCAUCUGGACGUUUCAAUGCUGGUGCUGGCAUGUAUCAUGGACUACCUUGCUGCCUUGUAAACUACACGAUGAGCGCCAUGAUUUGCGCCAUCACAAUUGAAUAAUUAAUUUUCUGUAUCUGAUGCCGUUGUCCCGCUAGAAGCACAUAAUGAUAUUAUGGGCAUGGAGACCUAGUGAGCGGCUACCCUGCUUGGUUUGUAAAAAUUCUCCAGCUGGCGUCAGGGUUUAGGGAGUGAGCAGCCAAAGUGAACUAC